Molecule: messenger RNA, 1062 nt
Organism: Maudiozyma barnettii
Lineage: Eukaryota; Fungi; Ascomycota; Saccharomycetes; Saccharomycetales; Saccharomycetaceae
Gene: UFD1
Product: polyubiquitin-binding protein UFD1
Exons: 1
Coding region: 1-1062 (353 amino acids)
Cellular component (GO): VCP-NPL4-UFD1 AAA ATPase complex
Molecular function (GO): polyubiquitin modification-dependent protein binding
Source: RefSeq, a predicted model, not a curated record
AUGUUUUCUGGUUUUAGUCCUAUGCCUGGUAGUGGGUUUAUAAAUAUUCCACAAACCUUUGAAGAAUUGUUUAGAUGUUAUCCCAUCUCUAUGAUGGAUGAUAGAAUCAGGAAAGAUGAUGCUAAUUUUGGAGGUAAAAUAUUUUUACCUCCCAGUGCACUAAAUAAAUUAUCAAUGUUGAAUAUCAGAUACCCGAUGCUUUUCAAAUUAACUUCAAAUGAAAGUGGUAAAGUUACACAUGGUGGUGUCUUAGAAUUUAUUGCCGAAGAAGGUAGAGCUUAUCUACCUCAGUGGAUGUUAGAAACGUUAAAUACCCAACCAGGCUCUCUUUUAAAGAUUACGUCAACAGAUGUACCUUUAGGUCAAUUUGUUAAAUUGGAACCACAAUCAGUAGAUUUCUUAGAUAUAUCAGAUCCAAAAGCUGUAUUAGAGAAUGUAUUAAGAAACUUUUCUACUCUAACAAUUAAUGAUAUUAUUGAGAUAAGUUACAAUGAAAAAAUUUAUAAAAUUAAGAUAUUAGAGGCUAAACCAGAAUCAGAAUCCAAUAGUAUAUGUGUUAUUGAAACAGAUUUAGUGACAGACUUCGCACCACCCGUAGGAUACGUUGAACCAGAUUAUAAGGCACUCCAGAAACAAAAAGAAGAAAGGAAAAAAAACAGAAAAUUUGAUCCUUCUAUUGUUAGUCAAGGUUCUAUGUCAAAUAGAAUUAAUUACUCAGAUGUUCUUGCAAAAUCUGACGAAGCAUCUAAAUUUACUGGUGAUGGUGAGAAAUUAUCAGGAAAAUCUACACAUGGGAAUAACAAAGAGGAUGAUUUAAAAGAGAUAAAUAUUUCUCUAGAAGGUGAACCCAAAAAACUUGACUUACCAGAUUAUCAAUUGUUUUUCGGAUUUCCAAUAGUGCCACCAAAGGCUGAAGGGGAAGAUAAUGAAGUGAAGGAAGAAGCGUAUAAAGGUGUUGGCCAAUCUCUGAGGAAAAGUAACAAGAGAAAAGGUAAGAAAGAUCAUUCCACAUCCAAGGCAACCAAGGCCCCGAGGAGUCCAGAUGUAAUAGAAAUCGAUUAA